Molecule: messenger RNA, 3151 nt
Organism: Exophiala dermatitidis NIH/UT8656
Lineage: Eukaryota; Fungi; Ascomycota; Eurotiomycetes; Chaetothyriales; Herpotrichiellaceae
Product: elongation factor EF-2
Exons: 2
Coding region: 63-3023 (986 amino acids)
Biological process (GO): mRNA splicing, via spliceosome
Cellular component (GO): cytosol; U4/U6 x U5 tri-snRNP complex; U2-type catalytic step 2 spliceosome
Molecular function (GO): GTP binding; U5 snRNA binding; GTPase activity
Source: RefSeq, a predicted model, not a curated record
CGCAGGUUGAAACUUUUGCGCCGCGCCGUGCUGUAACCGACAAACAAGCCCAAGCCGCCAGCAUGGACGAUCUUUAUGACGAGUUCGGCAACUUCAUCGGCGAAGCAGUCUCCGAAGAUGAAGGGACGCAAGAUGGCGGCGACGCGGGCCAGAACUACGUCUACGACGAGGACUCGGACACGGAGCAGCAGCAGCAGCAACAGCACGAUCAGUUGAUGGAAGUGGACGAUGAGGGACCUUCGAACGCCGUGAUCCUACACGAAGACAAGCAAUACUAUCCCACAGCGCAGCAGGUAUAUGGCGAGGAUGUGGAAACACUGGUUCAAGAGGAAGAUGCGCAACCGCUCUCGCAGCCGAUUGUGGCGCCUGUGACGCAGAAGAAAUUCCAGGUUCAAGAGGCCGACCUGCCGCCUGUGUUUUACUCGCGAGAUUUCAUGACCGACCUGCUCAGUUUCCCUGAAGGAAUCCGAAACAUUGCCGUGGCGGGACAUCUACACCAUGGAAAAACGGCGUUUGUGGACAUGUUGGUGAUGCAAACACAUGAUUUGCAGGAGAGGCUGGAUCGACGCGUCGGCAAGAGAAGGGAUGAACAGCUGAGGUACACGGAUACACAUUUCCUGGAGCGGGAGAGAGGUGUCUCGAUCAAGGCUGCGCCCAUCAGUCUUGUCAUGCAGGGCACGCGGGGGAAAUCGCACAUUCUCAACAUCAUCGAUACGCCUGGUCAUGUCAACUUUGUGGACGAGGUCGCUUCCAGUCUCCGACUUGUUGAUGGAGUUGUUCUGGUGGUGGAUGUGGUUGAAGGCGUCCAGAUCAACACGGAGCAAGUUAUCAAACAUGCCGUGCUGGAAGAUUUGCCCAUGGUGUUGGUCAUCAACAAGAUGGACCGCUUGAUUUUGGAACUGAAGAUCCCGCCGACGGACGCGUAUUUCAAACUCAAGCACGUGGUUGAAGAAGUCAAUACCAUUAUUGAGAAUACCAUUCCCGGCCAAGGAGAGAAGAGGCGGCUGUCGCCUGAAAAGGGUAAUGUCGCCUUUGCCUGCACGUCCAUGGAAUGGAUCUUUACGCUACCGUCGUUUGCCAAAAUGUACGCCGAAACCUAUCCCAAAGUCGACGCGACCGAAUUCUCCCGCAGAUUGUGGGGUGAUAUCUUCUUUAACCCUCGGAGUCGGAAAUUUACGAGAAAGGGAAUGGAGGAGGGGUCGAAACGAGCCUUUGUCAAUUUUGUCCUCGAACCCAUCUACAAAUUGUACUCUCUUACUAUUAGCGAGAGUCCUGAGGAUCUGGAAGCGACACUCAAGACCCUGGGAAUCUCGUUGAAGCCAUCCGAGCUUAAGUCCGAUGCAAAGGUGCUACUGAAGUUGGUGUGCGCUCAGUUUUUCGGCCCCGCAAGUGGGUUUGUCGACAUGAUUGUUCAACACCUACCAUCUCCUGUGGACGGCGCGAAACGGCUACUGGAACACUAUUACACCGGACCUGUGGAGGAGUCGUCUGUCGGAGAGUCGAUGAUCAAAUGCGACUCAGAUGGCCCUUUGGUCGUGCACGUCACCAAACUGUUCAACACUUCAGACGCCAAGACAUUCAACGCUUUUGGCCGCAUUUUGUCCGGCACUGCCUUGCCUGAACAGAUCGUUCGAGUCCUUGGUGAAUCGUACAGUCUGGAAGACGAGGAAGACUCGACCACCGCCACCAUUACAUCUACUUUCUUGGACUGUUCGCGCUACAACAUCCCUGUUUCGGGGGUUCCGGCAGGAAACCUCGUGCUUCUUGCUGGCAUCGACAAUUCCAUUGUCAAGACGGCAACUGUGGUCGCGGAGGAGUUUCCCAACGGCGAGGGAGCAUACAUCUUCCGACCGAUCCGCCACUUUACGGAAUCCGUCUUCAAGGUUGCAGUCGAGCCCAUCAACCCGUCGGAAUUGCCCAAGAUGUUGGAAGGCUUGCGGAAAAUCAACAAAUCGUACCCGCUGAUCACGACCAAAGUGGAAGAAUCCGGUGAACAUGUCGUCCUGGGCACAGGCGAACUGUACAUGGACUGCGUUUUACACGACCUGCGGACACUCUACGCCGAAAUGGACAUCAAGGUUUCCGAUCCGGUCACUCGGUUCUGUGAGACCGUGACCGAAACCAGCGCGAUCAUGUGCUACGCGUUGACACCGAAUAAGAAAAACAAGCUUACCAUGAUUGCGGAGCCGUUGGAUGAUGGGAUUGCCGAAGAUAUCGAGGCCGGGGUGGUGAGGAUACGAGAUCCGAUCCGCAAGGUGGCCAAGUUCUUUGAGGAGAAAUACGAAUGGGACAAAUUGGCGGCGCGGUCGAUCUGGGCGUUCGGUCCGGACGAGAUGGGUCCCAAUAUUCUUUGCGACGACACCUUGCCCUCGACCACGGACAAGAAGUUACUGCGGACGGUGCAGGAAAGCAUCAAACAAGGUUUCUCAUGGGGUACGCGCGAAGGACCACUGUGCGAAGAGCCUAUCCGCAACACCAAGUUCAGACUGACGGGUGCUGAGCUGGCGGCCGAGCCGAUUUUCCGCGGAGGCGGCCAGAUUAUUCCAACCGCUCGACGGGCGGUGUAUUCGUCGUUUCUGAUGGGCGGGCCCAGACUAAUGGAGCCCAUCUACAGUGUGCAUAUGACGGGACCGGCAGACUCGAUCCAGGGUUUGUAUACUGUAUUGAUGAAGAGGCGGGGACAUGUGAUUUCGGAUGGGCCCGUGGCUGGUACCCCGCUGUAUGCGGCCAAGGCUUUGCUGCCGGUCAUCGACAGCUUUGGGUUUGAGACCGAUCUUCGCAUCCACAGCCAGGGAGCUGCCAGUGUGUCGUUGGUGUUUGAUCGCUGGGAUGUCGUUCCUGGUGAUCCGCUCGAUAAGAGCAUCAAGAUCCGCCCUCUAGAGAUGGCGGGACCACAGCAGGCUGCAAGGGAUUUUGUCCUCAAAACGAGACGGAGGAAGGGUUUGAGCGAGGAUGUUGAUGUGAAACGAUUCUUGGAGCCGGAAUUGUUGGCUGGGUUGAGGGAAAGUGGUAUUUUGGAUUGAUGUACAGCGAUGAUAUGAAUCAAACACACGUCCAGUUGUCGCAAUGAGCAUUCUGUAGAACGAGGCUCACCAAUGAUAGUGCGCAAUAAUGUUGUAAACCAUGGCCCCAGACGUGGCCAAGAGCGAUA